Molecule: messenger RNA, 1298 nt
Organism: Macadamia integrifolia
Lineage: Eukaryota; Viridiplantae; Streptophyta; Magnoliopsida; Proteales; Proteaceae
Product: GDSL esterase/lipase At2g04570-like
Exons: 3
Coding region: 51-1139 (362 amino acids)
Molecular function (GO): hydrolase activity, acting on ester bonds
Source: RefSeq, a predicted model, not a curated record
CCACUUUCUAAACUAGUUUUUGAUUUGGGUAAAGUGAAGGAAAAGAAAAAAUGAACGCAACAGUAGAGUCGGCAGCUUCAUCUUCAAUACAAUGUCUCUUUCUCUUUAUCUUCUUAGUAAUAUCAUCAUUUGCAGUACCAAGUUGCAGAGCUAAAGUACCUGCAGUCAUAGUCUUUGGAGACUCAUCUGUGGAUUCUGGAAACAAUAAUCAGAUCAGAACCAUCCUGAAGAGUAAUCACAAGCCAUAUGGUCGUGAUUUCCCAGGUGGCCAACCCACUGGUCGCUUCUCCAAUGGUAGAAUCCCUCCUGACUUCAUCUCUGAAGCCAUGGGGAUCAAACCCUAUGUUCCUGCUUACUUGGAUCCAAAAUUUACUAUAAAGGAUUUCGCCACCGGAGUCUGCUUCGCUUCUGCCGGAACUGGUUAUGAUAAUUCCACCUCUAAUGUCUUGAAUGUGCUACCUCUGUGGAUGGAAAUAGUGAACUACAAGGAGUACCAGAGUAGAUUGAGGAAGUAUCUUGGGGUGAAGAAGGCGAACAAGAUACUGAGGGAAGCAUUGUACCUGAUAAGUAUAGGAACUAAUGACUUCCUAGAGAAUUACUACUUAAUUCCCGGUGGCCGGUCGAGGCAGUACCCCGUGGCUGGCCAGUAUGAGGACUUUUUGGCCGGAAUUGCAGAGAAUUUUUUGAGGGAACUGUAUAGUCUUGGAGCUAGGAAUAUAUCACUUGGUGGGUUACCUCCUAUGGGUUGUUUGCCAUUGGAGAGAACCACGAAUACGAUGGAAGGGAAUGGGUGCAUUGGGAAGUAUAAUGACGUGGCUAAGGAAUUCAAUGGAAAGCUACAAUGGUUGGCGAUCAAGUUAGGCAUGGAGCUGCCAGGGAUCAAGUUGGCAUUCUCUAACCCUUACGACCCCUUUCUUGAGAUCAUUCGGAAACCUUCUGCUUUUGGAUUUGUGAAUGCGGCGGUGGCGUGCUGUGCAACAGGAUUGUUUGAAAUGGGCUACUUAUGCGAUCAAUACAACCCCUUCACCUGUGAGGAUGCCAACAAAUACGUUUUCUGGGAUUCCUUCCACCCUAGUGAGAGAACAAAUCAACUUCUAUCCGAGAAUUUAUUGAAGACAUCACUCGCCCCGUUCUUAUGAAUACAUAUAUCAUCUCUCUCUCUCUAUAAAAUUUAAUUUAUAUGAGAUAUAUAAGCAUUUUAUUUUUAUUACGACAAAGGAUUAGGACAUUGUGUGAUGCCAUCCUGUAAUGUGUGAUACCACGGAAAUGAUAUAUAUAUAUUGUGGUUUAUUCCUCAA